This is a messenger RNA of Emiliania huxleyi CCMP1516, 1286 nucleotides long. RefSeq lists its product as hypothetical. The transcript has a single exon. The record is from RefSeq and is a predicted model, not a curated record. The coding region runs from base 64 to 840 and encodes 258 amino acids. NCBI's taxonomy places the organism in Eukaryota, Haptophyta, Isochrysidales, Noelaerhabdaceae.
CGUCCCAGCCGCAGGCGACUGGGCGGGUGCUGUUGUGUGCCUAAUCCGACCGGACGUCACAGCAUGCUGCUCGCAUGUGCUACACCCACCCUCAGCCGGCGUGCUGCUGUGACAGCAUUCGGCUGCACGGCGGCCUCUGCGGCGUCUGCACCAUCGCACGCCCGGGUGCGGCGGAAUUUUCCCGGGCAGGAAUCCCGGCAAUCCCAUGGAGCAAACCGUGCCCUUCGAGAGAGGGUCGUACCGGACCGACGUCUUUGUCCGUCGCAUCCUUCCCUCCUCCUCUGUCAGCCGGCAGCGCACCUUUGUGGACGGUCUGCCAGCCGUGCUCGUCGUCGGCUGCCCCGCUGUUGCCUACGACUACCUCGAAAACUUGGAGGCCCUCGUGGUGAGCGGUCCGGCAGGUCGUCGUGGUCAACACCUGCGAGGCCCCGACUUCUCGCGACGGCAGGCCAUGGCUUCCCGCUGCCCAGCCUCCGGGUCCGCUGGAUAUGCGCACCGUGGCGGUGGCGGCGAGCCAGCUCGUGGCGGUAUGCGAUGCGUGUGGUUUGGGUGCUGUUCACCUCUUUGGUCACGGACUCGGCGGUGCGGUCGCGCUGCAGCUGGCAAGGCACAUGCGCACGCCGCCGCGGGGAGACGCGGCGCAGCAGCAGGAGGCGGCGCCGGAGUUCGAGGCGGUGCCUUCUUCCGCCGCCGCGCCUCGCCUCGCCUCUCUCACGCUGGCAAGCCCGUACGGCGCCCUCUCGGACAUGCGGGCGAUGCAGCAGCGCCGCAUCCGCGGCUACGCCGAGCUCGUGCCAGAGGAGGACGGCGCGCUCGAGGACGGCGAGCAGUGCGUCGUAGAGGCGAACGCGCUCACCGCAGUCCCGUACCGUGAAGCGCUGCUGGCGAAGAGCGCGAGCGAGGCGGAGGCGCUUCGGCUCGGCGGAGACGCGCUCGCGGCGAAGCUGCCACCUCCUCCGCUGCCCAUCCUGCUCUCGCACGGCGGGGACAGGGACCCUGUUGAGCCGUCGUGGGACUUGAGCACACGGUGGGGACACCUGGUUGGGGGGCAGGCGCCUCAGUGCUGGAUCUGGCCAUGCAUGCGUGGCUGUAGGCGGGACGUGGAGGAGCUGACCUACCCGUUUAGUGGCCACCUGCUCUUCCUCGACAGAGGAGCGUGAAUCGUUUAUCAACAUCAUUUUGAUUUUCAGAUUUCACAUGUCUUGCAGUACGUUGAACACCAGUACAGCAGUGCUCCAAGUGCAUGCAAGGUCGUUGUGUGUAUGUGUACAAAACGCUCAACCCUC